CUACCACUUAAUGUUUUGCGUGUACCGUCAACUCGAGCAAAUCAUCUGCUGAUCACUUUGAGAUCUCUCGCUUUUGAUUAAUCGAAGGACUUUACGCGUCCUUUGCUUGUAAUCUGAUUAUCCCAUCGGUAUGGUGACCACAAGAUUACAAGAGAGGCUGGGCCUGGACACGCCCAAUUCCUCCAGUGUCGAGGAUACGUCAAAUUCCACUGCAUCGCCAUCUGUGUCACGAGCAUCGAGGAAACGUUCUGCUCGAGGCAAUGAGACUCAUAAGGACUCCGCCAAAGCACGGGCUUCCCAGAGUUCUCUAGAGACGGAGCAAACAUCCCUACAACCAUCACAGUCUCAGAUCGAUACACCCGUAACGACUAACGAACAAAAUCUUCCUGAACGCUUGAAAUCGCCAGUUGAGUUCUACACUCCAGCCCCAGCCAAGACUCCCACGAACAAGAGGAAACGAUUCGACAGUGAUGAACCCGAGGACUCAAUUCUCGACAUGUUCCAGACACCUGCAGAGUACCCACGUGCCCGCGAUGUUGCGACGGAAGAAGAAGAACAAGGCGAUGAUGACAGCGAUGCUGCCCCCGAAGUAGUCAGUACGAGAAGUUCUGCCCGGCGUACUCGAUACCCGCCGGGAAGUGCCUCCAAAAGCAGUGGCAUUAAGCGGAGGAGGACCGCCACUUUAACGGGUCAAGACAAAGGAUCAGACCCUGCCUCAGGCUCCGGUCUCAUUGAUGUUGUCAAGCCGAACUCGACAUCAAUCGAGACUACCACAGAGGGUGACGACUACGUCGACGUACACGAUCCAGCGACUUCCACAGAACAGGCCCCUGAAGGCGAUGUUCCGGCGACAAACUCAGAGGACAAAGACCAGAUUGAGUCUGUCGCCAAUACAGUCGACAACCAGAUUUUGACAGAUUCGGACACAACGGUGACCGCCCUGCCCAGCACGUCUCUUCCAAAUGGUGAAGAGGAAGAUCAAUCCGCUGUGGCCGAGGUAGAGGAUACAAGCACCGCCGUCGUCGAGCGCACGUUCAACGGCGAGACCCUCGACGACCAAAGGCCUAGAGAAUCCAAUGACCAUGAAGAUGAUCCAUCCUCCUCAUCCGCCGCACGAACAGAUCAACGAGACAAAGCAUCUUCACACGUCCAAUUCGAAACCACAACACCCUCGUCGAGACCUCGCUCGCCAAUUGCCGCAGUCACAAAUCCCACUACUACCACUGCCGCCGCUCCAAAGCAGUCCGUACCAAUUUCUUCCAUCCGAUCCACCGUCGCCCAUCCACAGUCCCAGACCAACUCAUCGCACCAAUUCAAGAAGGCCAAAACUGCAAAGAGUCUGAAAAUUUCCGCACGCCGUCAACCCGCGUCGGCCCUUGUUCACCAACACCUCCCCAAACCCAAACCGACGUCGUUGCAAGAUUUUCGAAGCCGCAUGUUCAAUCGACACGCUCGAACCACCAAAUUUGGAGCGCCGGGACAGAAGAAGGUCAAGUUUGUCAGUGCAUAGAGGGUUGUUGUCGUUCUGUUGGUGGUGUAUCUACGUGUACUAGGUGCCUACGGACUUUCAUUACGGCAGCUCGCGGCGUUGUUUCAAUUUACCAAGGGCAGAUGUUGCAAUGAUGAGGAUGACACUUGGGUUGGCCAGGUAAUCACGCAAGUUACAAUAUAUCAUCAGAAAUGGAUAUGAAAUCACUUUGGUUCAACUACCUG
Exophiala oligosperma is the source of this 1713-nucleotide messenger RNA. RefSeq lists its product as uncharacterized. The coding region runs from base 131 to 1510 and encodes 459 amino acids. The transcript has a single exon. NCBI's taxonomy places the organism in Eukaryota, Fungi, Ascomycota, Eurotiomycetes, Chaetothyriales, Herpotrichiellaceae. The record is from RefSeq and is a predicted model, not a curated record.